ACUCAUCAGAAGAUCACAAAGAAUACCUGCCGCAACACUGAGAGCAAUUCACGGCUAUUUGGGAGGAUUAUGCUAUUAUAGCUGACAACUUGAGCUUCCUCAGAGUACGACGGCUACAAGGCAAAGUCAGUCCUGCUCCACUUAAACCCAGCAGGAACCAUGGAUGACCCCUAUCACAACAACCUGAACCAGCAGGUUACAGAAGGUGGAGAAUACACCUACACCCAGGAUGUAGGAGGUCAAGAUGGCUACCCUUACCAGACGGACUACCCUCCACAGGACGAGGAUGCUCGUAGCGAUGCCACCGAGGGCGCAGAUGAUGAUGAGCAGAUGUAUGAGGGGGAGUACCAAGGCAUCCCCCACCCCGACGAGAUCAAGGAGGCACGGCGGGCAGCUCGGUUGGAGGCCAGGAGGAAAGCCCGUCAGGCUGCCCAGCAGGAAGAGGAGGAGGAAAACCUGCCAGAGCAGUACGAAGCCAUCAUGGAGGACUGCGGCCAUGGACGCUUCCAGUGGAUGCUGUUCUUCGUGCUGGGCCUGGCACUAAUGGCUGACGGAGUGGACGGCUUCGUGGUGGGCUUCGUUCUGCCCAGUGCUGAGAAGGACAUGUGCAUAUCCAACUCUGACAAAGGACUGCUCGGUCUGCUGGUGUAUGUGUCCAUGAUGGUGGGGGCGUUGGUGUGGGGGGGUCUGUGUGAUAAGAUGGGGAGGAGGAAGUGUCUGAUAUACGUCCUGACCAUCGACCUGGUCUUCUCCUUCCUGUCCUGCUUCGCUCAGGGCUAUGGCUUCUUCCUCUUCUUCAGGUUCUGCUCCGGCUUUGGAAUUGGCGGCUCCAUCCCGAUAGUGUACACCUACUUCACAGAGUUCCUUCAGAUGGAUAAACGUGGAGAACAUCUUAGCUGGCUCUGCAUGUUCUGGAUGCUGGGAGGCCUGUACGCCUCCUUCACCGCCUGGGGAAUCAUCCCUCACUAUGGCUGGGGCUUCGCCAUUGGUACAGAGUUCCAGAUCCACAGUUGGAGAAUAUUCAUUCUGGUGUGUCUCUUCCCUGCACUGGCUGCACUUGUCGGAAUCAUCUUCAUGCCGGAGAGCCCUCGUUUCCUCCUGGAGAGUGCCCGGCAUGAUGAGGCGUGGAUGGUCCUGCGACGAGUUCACGACACCAACUGGAAGGCCAAGGGGGAGCCAGAGAGAGUCUUCACUGCGACCAACAUUAAGACACCACAAACUCAGGAGGACGAGUUCAUAGAGAUCCAGAGUGACACGGGAACUGCCUUCCAGCGCUGGACCGUCAGACACAUGACCAUGCUGCAACAGGUGAUGGCAAACAUCAUGUCACUAUCAGCCCCAGAGCUCAGACUGCAAGGCCUCUUCCUGGUUAUUGUCUGGUUCUGCUUGGCCUUCAGCUACCACGGGCUGGGAGUGUGGUUUCCUGAUAUGAUCAAAUACAUGCAGUAUGAGGAGUACGAGUCCAAAGUUAAAGUGUUCCACCGGGAACGGGUCGAACAUUUCCACUUCAACUUCUCUCUGGUCAACCAGAUCCACCGCGAGGGAGAGUACAUCCAUGACAAGUUUGCAAACAUUGAGAUUAAGUCUGUGAAGUUUGAGGAUUCUCUGUUUGAAAACUGCUACUUUGAGGAUGUCAGGUCAACCAGCACCUUCUUUGAGAAUUGCACCAUCAAAAACACUGUCUUCUAUAACACAGACCUCUGGCAGGAAAAGUUCAAAGACUGUCAGAUGGAGAACACCACUUUCCUCCACCCAAAAAAAGGCUGCCAUCUGAACUUUGAGGUGGAGAACGACAUCGUCAUCUACAUGGUCAGCUUCCUGGGCAGUUUGGCUGUGUUGCCUGGCAACAUCAUCUCAGCAUUGUUCAUGGACAAGAUAGGACGAAUCAGAAUAAUAGGUGGUUCUAUGUUGGUGUCGUCUGCCUGUACUUUCCUCUUGCUGCUAAGUUUCAGUCAAGGAGCUGUAAUAUGUUGGCAGUGUCUCUUCUAUGGCACCAGCGUGGCGGCCUGGAACGGAUUACAGGUCAUUUCUGUGGAACUUUACCCCUCCUCUAAAAGAGGGACAGCGUUUGGUAUCCUGAAUGGGAUCUGUAAGUUUGCUGCCAUCCUUGCCUGCUCCAUAUUUGCAGCCUUUAUUGGCAUCACUAAGAUCAUCCCCAUCUUCCUGGCCUUCGCCGCCCUCGUCUGCGGAGGUCUGGUAGCUCUCAAGCUGCCUGAAACCCGGGAGAAAAUCCUCACUUGAAAAGCCAAACUCCUGCAGCCUCCAGGCCUCAACCACUGUAUAUCUAUGGGGAAAAGCUUUUUGGAAGUGUAUCAGCUUAAACUGAAUUGGAAAGACAAGUAAGAAAGACCAGCUAGCUGUGUUAUUAUGAGUUAUGAUUAAACAUUUUGAAAUCCUGUCUGGUUGCCUAUGUAAACCUGGGGUUGCUUUUUAAUUCCCUGUGUAAGCUCCUCAGACUGCCCAGCAUUUCUGUGACAUCAUAUAAAAGUUGCGUUUGUCAUUUCCUUUGUA
This is a messenger RNA of Perca flavescens (yellow perch), 2511 nucleotides long. It is a transcript of the gene sv2ba, whose product is annotated as synaptic vesicle glycoprotein 2Ba. The record is from RefSeq and is a predicted model, not a curated record. The transcript is spliced from 12 exons. The coding region runs from base 160 to 2241 and encodes 693 amino acids. Gene Ontology annotation, molecular function: transmembrane transporter activity. Lineage: Eukaryota; Metazoa; Chordata; Actinopteri; Perciformes; Percidae. Gene Ontology annotation, cellular component: synaptic vesicle membrane; neuron projection. Gene Ontology annotation, biological process: transmembrane transport; chemical synaptic transmission.